AUGUCUGACAACAUGGAAUUGGAUGAAAACAACAGGGUAAGAAGAGGAGGGCCGUUGCGUGCGAGAAUUGGUAGCCGGUUUGAGUCUCGUGGUCGAGGUCCACGUGAGCAUGAGUCGAAAUCUAAUAGAGUCUACGAAAAUACGAUCUUUGUUGGAAACCUUCCUUAUCAUACCACUUGGUACGAUUUGAAGGACCUUUUUCGCGAAGUCGGUGAAGUCGUGCGUGCAGAUGUGGUCACUUCUCGCGGAAGAUCCCGCGGAAUGGGAACUGUUGAGUUUGCCAACAAGGAUCUUGUUCAAGAGGCAAUUUCCAAGUUUGACCGCACAAUGUACGAGGGCCGGGAGAUUUUUGUUAGGGAAGAUCUCCCUCCCCCAGAAAAAGAGACCCCUGUUCGUGAGGAAAGAAGACGAAAUGCUCCUCCUCCUCCAGCCGAAGGAUAUGAGGUAUUCAUUGGAAAUUUGCCAUUCAGUGUGAGAUGGCAAGACCUCAAAGACUUAUUUAAAAGCUGCGGUCCAAUUAUUCGUGCUGACGUGAGAGAAGAUCAUAGAGGACGUUCUAAGGGAUUUGGUACUGUGAUUUUUGAGAACUCUGAGGACGCAGACAGGGCAAUUGCUGAUUUCAACGGCUACGAUAUGGAUGGAAGACGCAUUGAGGUGAGACUUGGAAAACAGUUCAAUAAAGAACCCCAGGGACCAACCGAAUCUAGAAACUCCGAGUUUGUCGCUGGUGUUGUGGGACAGGGUGAACCAAACGACACCAUUUUCGCGGACAAUUUGCCAUGGGAGACGUCUGAGACGGAUCUCUAUGAUCUUUUUGGAAGUAUCGCUUCAGUCAAGCGUGCUGAACUGCAAUUUGAUGAUCUAAACAGACCGGCGGGAAGUGCUGUUGUUCAAUUCCAGGAACUUGACGGCGCCAUUGCGGCAGUCAACCAGCUAGACAACUACGAAUACGGCAGGAGACGCCUUCAUGUCUCUUUUGCCAAGAAAGGAGAUACCGUUUCCACUGAGCAAAAUAUGGACGUGGAGGCAGAAUCUUCUCAUCAGCCCGGUGCAGAUUCCGAGCCUGGUCCAGAAGUUCCAGCCGUCGAGCCAACAGAGGCCGAUGAACCGGCACCUGAACAAGAGAUGGAAGAGGACCACAUUGAAGAGUAA
Molecule: messenger RNA, 1152 nt
Organism: Ogataea haglerorum
Lineage: Eukaryota; Fungi; Ascomycota; Pichiomycetes; Pichiales; Pichiaceae
Exons: 2
Coding region: 1-1152 (383 amino acids)
Cellular component (GO): nucleus; cytoplasm
Molecular function (GO): mRNA binding
Source: RefSeq, a predicted model, not a curated record